CCUGCUGUGGGGGGCUGGGGGAUGAUGGGUGGGACGGGGCACCCCCUGACCCGUGUCCUGCACACACAGGGGUGUUCCAGUGGAUGAGAAAGUACGAGUGUCACUUCAUCAAUGGCACCGAGCGGGUGAGGCACGUGGGGAGGUUCAUCUACAACCGGGAGCAGUACGUGCACUUCGACAGCGAUGUGGGGGUGUUUGUGGGGGACACCCCACGUGGGGAGAAGGUUGCCUGGAACUGGAACAGCGACCAGGAACUUCUGGAGCUUGCAAGGGCUGGGGUGGACACGCAAUGCCGGCACAACUACGAGGUGUUCACCCCGUUCACUGUGAACCGCAGAGGUGAGCGUGGGGCAGAGCGGGUCCCCUCGGCCCCUGCCCCGGGAAUGACCCUGGAGCCCCUCAAACCCUCCCUGGGAA
This is a messenger RNA of Neopelma chrysocephalum (saffron-crested tyrant-manakin), 417 nucleotides long. RefSeq names its product class II histocompatibility antigen, B-L beta chain-like. The annotation marks the transcript as partial. The transcript has a single exon. Gene Ontology annotation, biological process: immune response; antigen processing and presentation. Lineage: Eukaryota; Metazoa; Chordata; Aves; Passeriformes; Pipridae. Gene Ontology annotation, cellular component: MHC class II protein complex; membrane. The record is from RefSeq and is a predicted model, not a curated record.